Messenger RNA from Boeremia exigua, 2249 nucleotides. Its product is annotated as transcription factor PAP1-domain-containing protein. Bases 1 to 1848 code for a protein of 615 amino acids. The transcript has 3 exons. Gene Ontology annotation, cellular component: RNA polymerase II transcription regulator complex. The record is from RefSeq and is a predicted model, not a curated record. Gene Ontology annotation, molecular function: transcription cis-regulatory region binding; DNA-binding transcription activator activity, RNA polymerase II-specific. Lineage: Eukaryota; Fungi; Ascomycota; Dothideomycetes; Pleosporales; Didymellaceae.
AUGUCUGGCACUGGCAAUGACUUUCAGAACGGUGCGCCGUUCUAUCUCGAUGCGACACAACAGGACCUGCUCCUUGCAGCUCUGGCUUCGAACAGCCAGAACCCAAAUGAUCUCUUCUCGGACAUCAACGGAUUAGAUGGGAAGCAGGGUUUUGGUAACGAUCAGUUCCAGUACCCUGUCAGCAACCUGGAUCCCACUACUUUCUUCUCGCCGCAACAGAGCACUCCCGCCAACGCGUUCAGCACCAUGGGCGUGGACGAGAGCCCCUUCAUCGAUUACCUCGACGGCGACACGUCCCUCAACUUUGAUGCCGACAACGACGAACCUCGCAUGAUCGGUUCUCUUCCUGGUGAUUCGCCUGAAGGUGACUCGAACGAGAAGCGCAAGAGCCCGUACGACGACGAUGACGACGACGAAGAAGAAGGUGGCGGUAAGCGACGGGAAGGUGACGAUAAGCAGGCGAAGAAGCCUGGUCGCAAACCACUAACCUCAGAGCCUACUACAAAGCGCAAAGCCCAGAACAGGGCCGCUCAGCGAGCUUUCAGAGAGAGAAAAGAGAAGCAUCUGAAAGACCUGGAAACCAAGGUCCAGGAUCUUGAAAAGGCAUCAGAUGCUGCCAACCACGAGAACGGCCUUCUUCGUGGCCAGGUGCAGCGAUUGCAGACAGAAUUGCGCGAAUACCGCAAGCGUCUCUCCCUCAAUAGUGCUGGCGUCAACCGCACGGCUCCUGCAGCAGGCUUCAGUUCCAUGCUGAACAACAGCAACAGCAACUUUCAAUUUGAAUUCCCACGAUUUGGAGGCCUCCCGGGCAGUCAGCUUCUGGAGAAUGGCCCGCUAUCCAAGCCGAAGUCGGCCUCUACAUCGUCGACCCGACCAGCUGUCCAAACUUUCAGUCCAUCGAACUCGGCCACCGGAUCUUUUGUUCAAUCGCCGGUGGCUGGUGUCAGUCCUGCGGCCAACAGCUCCCGGUCAGGCAGCACUGCUAGUCCACGCAGCGUCAACAAUAUUCCACAGAAGCCUCACCGCAGUAGCACGGACAGCUCGGUCGUGUCACAAUCGCGUGUUUUUCAGUUCAAUAGCAGUCCAUCGACGCACUCUGACUCUCCCUCCACCUCGUCUACCUCGCCGACAAAUCAAGACUCAUCGUGUGGCACUUCGCCAGAGCCGGGUCAAGCCUCGCCAGGCUUGAAGGACACGAUUGCAGACGGCUAUGUAUGUCAUGGCAACUCGGAAGGUGAGGUCUCCUUCUGCGAAAAGCUCAACAUGGCCUGUGGCAACCCGCGCAAUCCCAUCCCUCGUGCCAAAUCAUUGUCCAAAUCUGACGACAAACCAUCUCCUGCAGUCACACAAGCCAAAUCGCCUGGCCCCGAUCUAAACGGGAUCGAUUUCUUUGCCAACCAAAACGGUGGUGCAUUCGAGCCAAACCUUUUCGGAGAGUAUCGCGAUACAAACACUGCCAUCAUGGGCACCGAUGGCGACUUCAACAGCGGCUUCUUCAACGAUGCUUUCCUCAAUACUGGCUAUGGCAGCCCGUUCCAUUUCGGCGACACGCCAGCUGUGCAGAAGCCGAACCCUCUGGAGCAGAUUGAACGCAUACAGGACGGCGAGGAUGAGGUCGUGCCUGGUGAGGAUAUUGACCGGAUGCUCAAUUGCCACAAAAUUUGGGAUAAGCUCUCAAGUCGCCACGACUUCAAGGACGGCACGAUUGACAUCGAUAAUCUGUGCUCGGAGCUUCGUGCCAAGGCACGCUGUUCAGAGAGCGGUGUUGUUGUCGACCACAAGGACGUCGAAGAGGCUCUCAAGCGCCUGCCCAAGGACCAGCAGCCGCAACAAAUGUGGUCGCAGUAGACAGCCAGAUUUUUUUCUUUCAAUGUACCGGCUUUGUUUCGGCGAUACCAGUCAUUCGUUGGGCGCGAUCAGCAGCCUUUGGAGUUUGUGACGAUACGAUGACAUUCCCCGUUGGGACAUUGGCGUUGGUGGAGCAGUGAGGAUGAGCACUCAGAUGGAUCAUUCCUUGAGGAGCAUCAUGGGGGCGAUGGCUAGGCGUUGCGUUGGAUCCAACUCAGCUUCAUUCAGUCUGUAGUUCAAUUGAAACUUAAGUAAUUAUCAAGGAUUCGGCCUGCUCUCGCAAUUCGGCCUUCGCUCUGGUGCAGACUUAGCAGCGCUGUUCCCUGUCGAUAACGACCCAGCGAAAGCAUACAUUGCCUUCGUGACUUAUUCUAGAAAAGUCCAGUCGCGCACUACCCUCU